Pyricularia grisea is the source of this 504-nucleotide messenger RNA. RefSeq lists its product as uncharacterized. The coding region runs from base 1 to 504 and encodes 167 amino acids. Lineage: Eukaryota; Fungi; Ascomycota; Sordariomycetes; Magnaporthales; Pyriculariaceae. The transcript has 2 exons. The record is from RefSeq and is a predicted model, not a curated record.
AUGAAGACUACAGCCAUCCUCGCCCUGGCCGCCGCGAGCCUCGUAGCGGCCUCGCCCCAGCACAAGGUCUCCAAGCCCAUCAUCACGGCCAGACAGAACAACGCGCAGGCCACGCCCGUGACUGCCACUGCCAUCGCGACCAUCUCGACCACGGCCACUGCCGCCAACCAGGUCAUCGCCGUCUCCACCACGGUCUUUGCCACCGCCACCCCGGAGACCACCACCGUCACCGUCACCUCCACCCAGACCGUGUCGGAGACCCCCAUCCCCACCGUCACCGUCACCGCCCAUUGGGGUCACCACCACGGUGGUCACCACCAUCAUCACCACGAUGAUGACUACGAUGAUCACGACUACGAUGGUCAUGACUAUGAUGAUGAUGACUAUGGAAAGCAGAAGUGCCACUCGACCAAGUGGCAGCAGGCCGAUCUAGCACCUUCAUCCACAAUACCCUUGUUACUUCUUGCGCUGGGUAUGGAGGGUAGUGUGGAAUGGGAGGAUUGA